AUGGAAGCGAUUUCGAAUGAUAAAACGGCAUCCUAUGGCGAUUUGAAGAAUCCAGUGGGAUCGUGGCAAGAAGUUCAAGAAGGUGACGAAUAUACGCCGAGGAGCUCAGAUGCACAUUUACAGGUUCAAGAUUUUCUACACAGCGGUUCUCUAAAUGGCGAUUUCGAGCUCGAGACAAACAAGGCUCUCAUGGAGCAGCUUGAAUUGGUUUUUCAGGGCACCGCAGACUGUGUCAGUAUGCGAGUGCCCCGAUUGAGGUCUCUGGAGACCUUACGGGUGAAACUCUUGGUUUCAAGGCUUCAAAUCCGUACAUUCGUGGAAAACGAGGUCACCGCCGCGCUUGAAGUGUUCGGAAGUGACCACUCAACGGGACUUGUAAUUUCCAGCGACUCUUACCACUCAGUUAUGGUCGAAUGCCCUCUGGAUACUGCCAUUCUGCAAGCGUUGUGUCCAAGGACUGCAUGCAUGCUUUUGUCCCGAGAAUUGGUGCAUCAAAUCCGCACCGGGACUGUGCAGCUACAGGCGGUUAUUUUGGAACUGAACUCUCGUUCAGUGACUAUAAAUGGAGCAGACCCCAUGUUAGUUUUCGCGGAUCUGCAGAAAUUAGCCAACAACAGUUUUUAUCGAUGUCCUCAAAAACCACUUAGGCUGAUAACGCCGAGUGCUAUGCUAGAGGUUCAAAGGACCCAGCACAUAGUGUACAUGCCCCGAAAAUCAAAUGUCAUUACGCACACGUUGACGCUCAACAAGCCAGAGGUUACUUUCCUCAUAGGACGUCAAGGCUCCAAGAUACAGGAACUUAGACAACAAUCGGGAGCAACUGUUAAGGUAUUACCGAUAGCACUGCGAUUGACAGUGGGCCAGCUGAACAAUCCAACCUCCAUUGGUCAGCAAUUGAGCAUUACCGGAAGUAUUGAGGCCGUAACAAAAGCAGUUUGUCUCAUUGAUAGUCAAUUAUCUGCCUACCGUAUGCAAAGCGUGAGAUGA
This is a messenger RNA of Lachancea nothofagi CBS 11611, 987 nucleotides long. The record is from the annotation of a GenBank genome assembly. NCBI's taxonomy places the organism in Eukaryota, Fungi, Ascomycota, Saccharomycetes, Saccharomycetales, Saccharomycetaceae.